Didymodactylos carnosus is the source of this 558-nucleotide messenger RNA. The record is from the annotation of a GenBank genome assembly. NCBI's taxonomy places the organism in Eukaryota, Metazoa, Rotifera, Eurotatoria, Philodinida, Philodinidae.
AUGAUUGGUUUUAUUCUGGGACAUGAUAAUAAAGAUCCUCCGACAUUUACAUUUGGGGAAGCACAGUUCAUGCUGACAGCUGAGGAUGUCAACGGUUUUACUCCAUUAUUGACAGUCGUUUAUCAUAAUAAUUUGGUUAGUUUUCUUAAAAUUUUUAAAGUAUUAAGAGCAAAUAAAAAUGGUAUUGAAGCAUAUACAAAAACUGGAAGUAAUGUUUUGCACAUAUGCUGCGAAAAUAAAAAUUCAUACAUGAUUCGUUUACUGGGUAAAAUACUUCAACAGACAACAUUUAAGCAUAUGCUCGACGAACGAAAUCAGAAUGGUAACACACCUGCUGACAUGACAAUUAAGAACAGAAAUAAAGAAAUCUUGAAUCAACUCUAUGUUUUACAAAACAAUGAUGGUAAAAAAGGUAUUAUAGGACAGUUACAUGCUGCAGUUAUGAUUGAAAAUAGUUUGGAAACAGUCAAAUAUUUAUUGAAAAAACAAAUUCUGGAAACGAAGGCUUAUGAAACACUGAGAGACGACAACAGCGCAAACAUCAAUGGUGAAAUUUAG